Messenger RNA from Chlorella variabilis, 1374 nucleotides. RefSeq lists its product as hypothetical. The record is from RefSeq and is a predicted model, not a curated record. The transcript has 4 exons. Lineage: Eukaryota; Viridiplantae; Chlorophyta; Trebouxiophyceae; Chlorellales; Chlorellaceae. Bases 1 to 1374 code for a protein of 457 amino acids.
AUGGCGAUAGAAGUGACCGGCGAGUGGCAGCAGCAGCGGCAGCAGCAGCAGCAGCCAGCGGCGGCGCCAGGCAGAGCGCAGUCAGCGGCAGCGGCGGCGGCCCGCCCAGCGCAACCCCCGGGCUUCGUGGCAGCUUCCAUCCGCGCAUCAAGGGCAACAGCCGCAGCCCCCAGGGCCGUCACUGUAGCCGCCGGUGCAGGCGGCGGGGUGGUAGCCGCCGCAGCCGCUGCGGGCGGCGCCGCCGCCCAGCCGGCUGCCGCCACGGUUGUCCUCAGCUACCACCAGCCAGUGACCAGCACCCUGACCGCUGUGUUCAUCCCAAUCGUCGCCGCCGUGGCAGACGGCAGCGGCGCCGCCUGCCCCGGCACCGCGCCGCCGCGGGUCGCCAUGGAGGAGGUGAAGAAGGCGGUCUUUGCAGAGGCCAGCCCAGGGGCCCCUACCGUGGGCUCCACAUUCAACCACUACGGCGUGCCCUGGUCAUUCGAAAAGUGCGACUUUGACGACUUCAACGGCUGGGCGGAUGUGGCAGACGCUGAGCUGGCGAGGCGCGGCGUCGACCUGUCCCAGUACAAGCACAGGGUCUACCUGCUCCCUCCAAGCGCCUGCGCCUUUGUGGGCCUGGCCUACAUCGGCUGCGACGGCUCCUACGACUGCCGCUCCUGGCUGGCCGCAGACUACUGGGCCAUCCCCCAGGCCAUAGCCCACGAGCUGGGGCACAACCUGUUCAUGGCACAUGCCGGUUCCUCGGACACCGGCGGUGGCUUCGACGAGUACGGCGACAGCGCCGGCCUCAUGGGCUCCUGCUGCUCGCCGCGCUGCCCCAACACGCCGCACGCGUGGCAGCUGGGCUGGAUCGCGCCGCGCCUGCUGGACGGCGGCAGCCUGCCCGCGGGCCAGACGCUGGAGGUCAGCCUGGCCAGCCAGGCGGCCACCCCCCGCUCGGGCCUACGCAUCGUGCCCAGCUGGGCCGCCGGGGUGGACCCCAUUUUCGUGGGGUACCGCACCAGGGCGCGCGGGGACGUGGGGCUGGCCCCCGAGGCCGCCCGCAGGGUCCACAUACACACCGCCGCCAUCGCCAACCCGUACGACGCACGCGUCACGGUGUGGCGGGCCGCGCUGGGCGGCGGCGCCGACGUCUGGGAGCACCCCGCCUCCGGCCUGGUGGUGAGGCUGGUGGGCGCCGGCCCCAGCGCCGCCGCCAUCACCGUGUGCCGCAAGGGCGGCGCCGAGACCGUGGCCUCCUGCGCAGCCGGCAGGGACAACGACUGCAAUGGGCUGGUGGGGGCGGGCGACCCGGCAUGCGCUGCGUUGCUGCGGAAGCGCCACCCGCGGCACACGCCUCUUGGCAAGCUGCCUCGCGGGCGCCGCUUGUGA